AUGUCUUUAAUUCCACGCCUCUUCGACGAAAGACCCUUUAGAACGAUGGAGCGUGAAUUAUUCUCGCCAAAUAUCCACUUUCCGAACUUCAACCAGCUAGUUCCUCGUGAGUUUUAUCAGACCUGGGCAAACCCGUUUCGACAGUGGGAAGACAUGUACAGGCAGAUGGAACAACUGUCAUCUGCUGUGAACCACCUAGCCCUGGAAGGAACCAACAUAACAUCAGAUUCUGAGAAAUUCCAAGUGAAUGUAGAUGUGCAGCACUUCGCCCCUGAUGAGAUAUCUGUGAAAGUUGUUAACGGAUUCGUGACAGUUGAGGGCAAACAUGAAGAAAAGCAGGACGAACAUGGUUAUGUCUCCAGGCAGUUCAUACGGCGGUACGCACUGCCACAAGGCUGUUUGCCUGACACAGUGGAGUCAAAAUUAUCAUCAGAUGGUGUGUUGAUGGUAUCUGCACCCAAGGUCUUGGCUAUGCCAUCGACUGGCGAAAGAAUCGUGCCAAUCAACAAAACAGGACCCAUAAAGAAACAACUUGGAUCUCCCAAAUCUGAAUCAGCCAUCGAAGAAGCGAAGUAA
Leptosia nina is the source of this 576-nucleotide messenger RNA. The record is from the annotation of a GenBank genome assembly. NCBI's taxonomy places the organism in Eukaryota, Metazoa, Arthropoda, Insecta, Lepidoptera, Pieridae.